Messenger RNA from Leguminivora glycinivorella, 4059 nucleotides. RefSeq lists its product as uncharacterized. Lineage: Eukaryota; Metazoa; Arthropoda; Insecta; Lepidoptera; Tortricidae. Gene Ontology annotation, molecular function: zinc ion binding; nucleic acid binding. The transcript has 5 exons. The coding region runs from base 1486 to 4059 and encodes 857 amino acids. The record is from RefSeq and is a predicted model, not a curated record.
CGCGAAACACGCGAUGAUUGUAAAAAUUGUAAAUAGCAACAUUAUGAAGAAAAGAAAAAAUAAGUAAAUUUGUCUAUGGAUUGGAGAGAUGACUACCAUUAGCUGUUAAUGAAAGGCUGCGAUGGUUGGGGACCUUCGGAGCACUGUAACAUAUAUUUAUAGAGGUAAGGAUGACCACAUUAUAAUAAUAAUAUUGAUGCCUUAUAAUUGAGAUAUCAAGUUUUCUAAACCCAGAUUAAUUAUAUAUAUAAAAGCGAAGCAGUAACUGAAUAUUCACUGAGUUAUAAUUCAAUGAGAACUCAGGCCAGUAUUUAUGAUUAAAGGAACACUAAAUAACUAUUACUAAUUAUCAUAAUCAAAUAUGUAUUGAAUAUCCCCCUUUGGUACAUAUUUUUGGUGGAAUGAUGAUGGGGAUCUGAUUAAUGAGCAUAUAUUCUACUUAUAUUUGCUAUAAAAUAAACAAAGGCUUCAAUAAAACGAAUGUAGUCAUCCUAUUUUGAAAUACAGUCAGAAAGAUAAAUAAAUGAGAAUAAUUAAAUCAUGUGAUUGAGGCGACAUCUGUGGAGGAGCGGUGCAAAUACAUUCUACAAUACAUGGACCCUGAAAGGGUGUAGUAAGAUUGGUACUUAAUUUACAGUAUCUUAAAUCAUAAGUACUUCGUUUAUAGUACUUAAAAUAUGUUAUCAUGUCAAAACAUUUUCAGCAUAAGCCCAGGUGGAAGCUUCAGGCGACGGAUUCUUCAAAAUAAAGAAAUUGUUUGUACUUUAUUUAUUAUGCCCUCAGUUUGUGAUACCCUUUUCAGCUAAAGAUUGGAUAGAGUGGUCUUCAUAGUUUGACUACUCUCUCAUAGAUGGCGUUAAAGCGAGAGAGUCUUCAUGGUUUGACUACUCUCUCAUAGAUGGCGUUAGAACGAGAGAGUCUUCAUGGUUUGACUACUCUCUCAUAGAUGGCGUUAGCGCGAGAGAGUCUUCAUGGUGUGACUACUCUCUCAUAGAUGGCGUUAGCAUAGGAGGAGACUUUUAGUUUGGCUACUCUUCCGCAGAUGGCGUUGUCAACCGUAUAUUGGAAAAUCGAUAUUGAAAAUCUUUUUAUUUGUAAAUAAAUUCGACUUUCAAUAAUGAAAAUUAAUCACAGUAAAUAAUAAAUUAAUUUAUGCCAUUAUUUAAAUAAGAAUUUUGGCAAAAUUUGAAAUUGAAAUAAGUAUUUCCGAUCACUGAACGAAACGUAUCAGUGAAGUGACAUUAAUGACGUUUUUACAGUAAGCAAUCACCAUCAGUGUGGAAGAGAACUUUGUUUAUUUGCAAGUUAGAUAAACUUUCAAGCAAAAGUGCUCGUGAAUCAAAAAUAAGGAACAAGCUAUUGUCCUUACAGGUUUCCCAUCGCACAUGGAAAUGUGAGAAAAUUUCACGUGAAAAGGCUACUUAUUGGAAAUCAGUUUCUUGAAUAAAUCAGGUUUCAUUAUAAGAAUUGCAGUAUCUUGAAAAAAUGGAAGAAAUCCAUAUAGAAAGAUUAAAUAAAUUUGUGUCAGAAAUAAAGAAUCUAUCUAAUAAGGCCAAGGAGCUUUGUGCGUCAAGAUCAUGGAAUGAAGAAGAAUAUGAUCAAGCUAAGAUCACUACAGCUAAGUUGCAAGCUGUAGUUACCCGUUUCAAUACAGAAUUGUACCAGUAUUUUAAGAUGGCUAGUAACCCUAAUGCGGAUGAUAUAAGCAUCUUAACAACUGAACAAUUAGAAGGAGAAGAGUCCUUGGCUGAGAUCAACUCGCGAAUUCAAUCCCAAAGGGAAAAAACUAAUACUUCCUCCUUCCAAGGUAAGCCCACAAAUAGAGGAAAGUUGCCAGAAUUAAAUUUACCUACCUUUGAUGGAAACGUUCUUCAGUGGACACCGUUUUGGGAUCAGUUUAAAUCAAAUAUUGACCAGAGAGAGCUAAAAGACGUAGAUAAACUUCUGUAUUUAAAAACAUCUCUGAAGGGGGAUGCACAAACCAUUUUAGAUGGACUAGAAACAACUAACGAUAACUAUAAAAUAGCUGUAGAGACCCUUACUAACCGGUACGGCAAAAAAUCACAGAUAGUCGAUGCGCAUUACUCCACCUUGUAUAAACUAAAACGUGCCGAAAAUCCAGAUGAAUGCAGGAAAACUUUAGAUGACAUUGAACGACACCUAAGAGUACUAAAUUCUUUAGGUGAAAACAUAGAACACAAUCACUUGAGAUUCUUAAUCAUGGAGAAAUUUCCGGAAGAAAUAAUAUACGAAUUAAAAUUGAAAUUAAAGGACGAAUCCGUAGAAGAGUUAAGGAAAGUGCUACAGGUAGUACUCACAGCUAGAGAAGAAGCAAAAAGAACUUGUGAAGAAGGCAGUAGUAAAGUGAAGAAUUUCACUACAGAAACUUUACUCAUACAGGAUUCUGGAAACAAAAGGCGAGUAAAACAAAGAAAACCCGAUGUCAAAUGCAAUAUGCGUAAGAAAUUUAAACCAACUUUGACAGCGUUUACAAAGACAUAUCAAAACAAAAGAAAACUAAUUGAUGAAGAGAAUACCUCUGCACCUGUUCAAAAGAAAAGGAAGUUUUCAUGCAUAUUCUGUAGUGGAAAUCAUUUCAACGAUGAGUGUACCAAAGUCAAAUCAUUGCAACUCAGAAAGGCAAAACUUAAUAAUCGCUGCUACAAGUGCUUAGGGCUGGGCCAUUUCGGAAGAAUGUGCAAAGCUAAAUUACAAACUUGCCCGCAUUGUGGUAAAACGGGACUACACAAUAGAGCACUCUGUCCAUCUAGGGACCAGCCUAAGAAAGAAACGACCACUUCUUUACAUGUCAGUGAUUGCGGAUCUACUGUGCUCGAGACGAUAAUUGUCAACGCUAUAGGAAGAGACAAAACUGUACAGAAAUGCCGUGUACUUUUAGAUAACGGCAGUAUGAGGAGCUACGUCUUACAAAGUGUUGCGAAAAAUCUCAAUUUAGAACCUGAAGAAAACCAUCACCUCACAGUAUUCACUUUCGGUAAGGAAGAACCGCGCGAAAUUGAAAGCCCUCUAGUUAGACUUUGUCUGCAAUCGAAAAAUAAUAACUCAAGGAUUAUAUAUGUCAAUGUAGUACCUACAAUCACGAGAGAAGUAUGCACACAAAAUAAAGAUUUCUUAGACUGGGAACACCACAAUAAGUAUGUUUUAGCCGAUGACGGAUCUCUGGAGGAUCGCAUUGAUAUCCUGAUUGGUAACGAUUACUAUCAAUCCAUUAUGUUGCCUGAAAGGGUAGAAAUAAAAGAAAAUUUAUAUCUUGUGAACUCAAUGUUUGGUUGGAUCUUAUCCGGUCGGUCAAGAAAGGAAAGGGGAGAUGAUUUAUCUGCACUCACGUACUUUCAGGCCGCAUACGAAACCAAAUUAAAUGAACCUGACUUGCCACUGGACAAUGCAUCGAUGAAGACUUUAUGGGAUCUAGAAUCUAUAGGUAUCGUCGACUCACCUAACACAAAUAGAGAAGGAGAAGCUAUUAAACACUUUAAUGAAAAUACCAAGCUAGUGGAAAGUCGAUAUUAUGUCAGUUGGCCUUGGCAGGAUUAUCCCCCAGAGUUACCCACCAACUAUGGAUUAGCAUAUGGAAGACUGGUAGGACUAGUAAAAAGACUAGAUAAGAACACCUUGUCGAUAUACGACAAGACACUAAAUGAACAAUUACAGAGAGGAAUUAUAGAAUGGGUCCCUAAUGUUAAAGAGAAGAAACAUCCUGUACAUUACUUACCUUUUCACGGAGUAAUGGCUCCAGGUAAGGCUCUCAGACUAGUGUAUGAUGCCUCAGCAAAGGUAAAGAAUCAGAAAAGUCUUAAUGAAUGCUUAUAUGCUGGUCCCAUGAUGCUGGAAGAUCUGACUGGUCUAUUGAUUCAAUUUAGAUGUCACGAUAUAGGAUUGACAGCAGAUGUUGAAAAGGCAUUUCUACAAGUUGGAUUGAAUAAUGACGAUAGAGAUGUAACUAGAUUUCUAUGGCUUAAGAAUACUGAAAAACCUGUUACAGAAAACAAUCUUGUACAAUACAGAUUCACUAGAAUGCAGCACCAGAAACAACAGUGA